Molecule: messenger RNA, 1632 nt
Organism: Rhipicephalus microplus (southern cattle tick)
Lineage: Eukaryota; Metazoa; Arthropoda; Arachnida; Ixodida; Ixodidae
Source: RefSeq, a predicted model, not a curated record
GACGCCGAACUCGGCGUUUACGUCGGGACCACCGUGUUUUUCUAAAUCCACGAACGGGGCAGGUUCGUUUAACCAGCCCACACCUUGACGAAGUUGGCCCACAACGCUCCAUAUUAGCGUCCCACCAGGGACAAGAUCUGCGCGAGGUGACUCGGCGAGAUUCCUCGCGUCCACGACACCGGACGGCUUCAGUGACGUGGACUGCAUACUUCGCCGGGUCCGUGCCGCCUGAGGAGACGAGAACCUCACGCCAGGGCUCGCCUGUUCUCCCUUCGGGUCUCUUCGAAUGAAUCGUGUAGAACGAAUCGCGGACAUGUUCGAUUGCUGCUACCGUGGCCUGAAGGCGAAAGAGUCAUCGGACAAUGUGGUCUCGAAGCGGACCUUCCUAAUGAGAGGCACGGGCUCGAAGCCGUCCAUCGGUCAGCUCUCUGCCGCCACGGUCGAGCACCCAACAACAGAGGAGUCCGAGGAAAAACUUCAACGGAACUUCGUCAUUCGGGCAAUGCGACCUGAAGAGCUGGAGGCGGCCUACAAAAUUCGACUCCAAACCAAUUACCUCUUCUCCAAGAACACUCUCGAGACGUCGUGGAAGAUGCAGCCCGACAGCUUCCUGGUGGCCGUCAGCGAUGACGACGAGGUGUUGGGCAGUCUGUCCUGGCGCCAGUUCGCUGAUGACCUGAUUAUACUGGAUCAGCUGACCGUAGACCGCGGCCACCAUGGCGAAGGUGUUGGUCCCGAGCUAACAGCCGCUUUCGUCGACUUGCUCUCCUCACAAAACAUCAUGGUGCGCCUACCGGAGCACAUCGAGCAGCAGUUCGUGCUAGAGAUGCCCCCUUUUCCCUACAGGCAUUCGACACUACUGCUGAGCACGAGUCCGGCAUCGCCGCAACUCGAGCGCCUUCAAGCGGAUGCUGCCGGAGUGACCGUGGAGCUGUUCGAGAGCCAGUACUUGGAAAAGCUGCUGCAGUAUGACAUGGACGUGUUCCACUGCAGUCGCGCGUCACUCGUCAAACGCCUCGUGGAGGGCGCGCACAGCGUUAGCCUUCUGGCCUUCAACGACGACAUGGAGCUGUUGGGCUACGGCGUGGUCCAGGAGAUGACCGACGGCACCGGAGACGUCUCCGUACUACUUGCCGAUGAAGAAGCGAUCGCGGUCACCCUGUUGCGAGCGUUGGCACUUAACCCGGCCACGCCGAGACUGCUCAAGCUCACCUCUCCUGCUCCUUCCGAACAGCGUGACCACUGCUUCGCGGUGCGCGUCGGCUUCAGCGUGCGCCAGGCCUACGUUUGCCGCUUCACGCGUUGGAAGCAGAUCAUCGACGUUUCCCGAAUAUUCUCGUUCGGCGCACUUUAGACUUUAUUUUGUACCGGAAACAUGGCUUCAUCAGUGUGCACCAGAAACACUUGUAAACACCUGGGAGAACUUAGUGCUAAUUUCUGGCAUGUUUUUUUGCUAUGCAUUCAAACGCAUUAGUAACGCCUUCUCAGGGACGCUGGCAAUGAUACCGGCAAACAAUUCUUUUAGAUACCACAAAAAUAUUCAAUGUUUCGCAAUGAAUGGUCUUCACUUAUAAAAUCUAUGAGCGUAUUCAAUGCUCCUGCGGCAAUGCCUUACAAGUUUCUCUUUCGGGC